Messenger RNA from Oncorhynchus gorbuscha (pink salmon), 3465 nucleotides. Its product is annotated as synaptopodin-like. Gene Ontology annotation, cellular component: nucleus; actin cytoskeleton; Z disc. The annotation marks the transcript as partial. The transcript has 6 exons. Lineage: Eukaryota; Metazoa; Chordata; Actinopteri; Salmoniformes; Salmonidae. Gene Ontology annotation, biological process: positive regulation of actin filament bundle assembly. Gene Ontology annotation, molecular function: actin binding. The record is from RefSeq and is a predicted model, not a curated record.
GACGUGGACACUGCACGGACUUGGAGACAGAACCAAUGGAGAUCAGCCUCUCAUGACAACAACAACAACAACAACAACAACUUGACUCUUCCUGAAUUCUACAGCACCACGUUCUACCCUACACUCCUUCAAUAGGGACUGGAGAGACAGAUCACCCAGACUUACAGUUGAAGUAUCAUCCCAGACUGUAUAAACAACUGACUUCCCUUAACAUAGACACUGUUAUCUCCUCUAAAAACAACCCAAAUAAACCAACUGACAGCUGGAAUUGCAGAGGGAUCAGACUGAGAACUGCCUGGGCCUCAGCUCAGUACAGGAUAUAAAGGACUAAAACGUGACUCCCAGCAUUGACUCCUGGAUGGAUGGAUGAGAAUAAGAAAAGAGAAAGAAAGAAAAGAUAUAGCUGACGUAUCGGCCAGUGGCGUCUCUGAAACUCGUAGCUGCUCUUUGGAGUGACCUUUUCUAGAGGGAAAUGUUGUUUCUCACUCCGUCCGAACCAAAGGACAGGAAGCUUUGAAACACACGGCCCCCCUGGUCCCCCCCCCCCUCUUUGGCAUUGUUGAGUCUAAAGUGCUGCUCGCUUUCUCCGCAAGAAAAAUAAUCUGUCAGGGAGAGAUUGCAAUACAGUCAACAGGCAUGUUUGGGUGGUUGGACUAAGAAAGGAAAGAGAGAAUGAUUGGAAGAAAGGGGGAGGAAGAGAAAAUAAUCGUCUGGGUUUUGGAGAAAAAUAAAGAUUUAGAGGGAGGCAAGACAGACGCAAACAGAAACAGAACAGUUUGAUGGUUUCUCAGCCUUUCUCCUUUAGCUGGAGAUUUGAAGUAGAGCACAUCGUUAUUGGGAACUGAUCCAGCGUGCUGUGUGUCUGUGGAGCUCCCAGCCCGCUUUAGUCUCCUGGGAUAUCCCUGAUACUGUUUCUGGUCCUGUUCUCCCAUCCGUCACCCUCUCUCCUUGCUAGCUAGCUAGCUACAGGACUACGGGACUAAAGGAAAACCUUAAGGAGGAAUACUGAAGGAAGUCUGGGGGAAGAGGUGUCCAGCAGCAGGAGAAGCAACAUGGAUAGCUAAGAUUCUCUUUAUCCCCACUGGUGAUUCACUUUUUUUGCUCCACUCGCUCCAAAAGAGGAGUGUCUGAACUUACUCUGAACGCUCCACAAACGGUGAUCCUCAAGCUGACACACAGACCAAACCAGGGGGGGGCCGCAGACGGUCUGGGUAGAAGAAGAGACAGAAACUGUGGAGCAAACCAGAGGAGAACAAGAGAGGCUCCAGAACUCCUCCAGCAGAGCAACAAAGAGAUGGAGACGGAGAGGGGUCAUAUGUCCGUGAGGAGAGGGGUAAGCUGGAGCCCAGGUGGAGGGAGGAAGCCCCUUCAGAGGGUGCAUGGCGGGAACACGGACACCGGCAAAAGAGAGAGUGACGCAUCUUCAGAAAGGCGGGACUACAAAGCGAUCAAAGGACAGGCGACAUCAACCUCCACCAAUCAGCUGACUCGGAAAACCAACCUGACGCGUAGUGCCAGCCUAUCAGAGAAGGAGUUGAAGGAGGCAAGGGUGAGGUCACAGAUCAUCGCGGCCCAGCUGACCGUCCCGUCUGGCUGCUCCAACUCCCGAGUCCAGCUCUUCAACCGCCGCAAGCAGAGGGUCGACGCCUUCACGCUAGAGAGCUCUCCCCCUGAGAGCUGGCAUAAUGGCUUCCACAGCACCCAGGGCUCUGCUGGAGAGAUCCAAAAUGGCGGGCGAGCUUCUAUGUCCCUGUCCAGACAGACCCCCACCAUCGUCAACAGGACAGCCAGACCCUUCUUCUCCCCACCCACCAUACAGCUUAAGUCCCCAGAGGCCAGGAAUCCUUACAACCCUGCUCCUACAGCUGCCCCGGUGUCCCAGUAUCUACCCCCCAACCCUCUUGUCACCCAAUUCAUCCCAUCUCCAACCUCACCCAGAGCCAACACCUUUGUCCCCUUCACCCCUCAGCCUAUUGGUCAACAGAACCAGCAGCAGCCAAUCAAAACGGGCAUUCUGGAGAAAGGGGCGGCGGCCAUCAGACGAUCAUCAACAGCCAGGAAGUCCAUGUUCACCUUUAAGGAGAAGUCUGUCAUGGCACCCAACCCUGAACUCCUCUCUCUGGUACAGGGGAACGAUGAUAGGAAGAAGCACGGCCUCCGCUCCGUUCCCGACUCAGCCCCAGAGGAGGAGGUGUUGGUUCUGGGGGCCGAGGCCUCUAACUUCUUAGCCAAGGAGGAGGUGAAGGCGGAGGCUGCCAACGUGCCGGAGUGGUCCUCCUGUCUCAAGAGCUCCAGAACCAGGGAACCCAGGGGGCAGCACCAGCCAGAGCAGACCCUGACCAACGCAUCAGGGAAGGGGGCCGAGCUGUUCGCUAAGCGCCAGUCCAGGAUGGAGAAAUACGUAGUGGAGAAACAGAAUGUCUCCGGUGGUGGAGGUGGCCAGAUGAGGUCUCCAUCUCCCACCGCGUCUCUGCCGCCAUCUUGGAUCUAUCCAUCUAAUAUGCCUGGCCGGGUCAAAGCUAUCGCUAACAACACUGACCUCAGCGCCAGGCUGACACGGACCCUCCAGACCCCUCAGCCUGGGAACAGGAGGCCCAGCCAGCAGGCUUCAACCCCAGCCCCGGUCCCUGCAGAACCAACCCUGGAGUACGGCUGCACCAAGAUAGAGAUGGACCUCUCCAGGCACCAGCCCUACCAACUCAACUCCUCCCUGUUCAUCUUCAACCCAGUCCAGAACUCUACCAGCACCGUGCUGAGCGCUCUGCCCCGAGUGCCCCCUCCACCACCCAAACCCCUGAUCUCAUCUGAGGCCUACACCAGGCAGGUCUCACUGCCCUCCUCCAACCCUCAGUCACACAACUACAACAGCCUGCCCCGAUUCAGGCCUACCAUGUCCCCGUCACUUCAGCCCCCAUCAGGAGGAAUUAGAGGUGGGGAUAAUUAUCCUCCACAACACGGGGGGACUCCACAGCUGAGGGACCCCAGGAUCACCUCUCCUGUCUCUGCCUUCUCUCCGGAGAGAGUGGCCUCUCCUCGGCCGAGCAUCCAGGCACCCAGACCCACCUUCUCUGCCAAGAGGGCAGGGAUCGAACCCCAGGUGUGGAGGCCUUCUUUCUUCUUCUACUUAUAUAUUUACUCUGUUUCUCCUCGGUUUCUACUCUGCUUCUACUCGGAUCAGCCCAGGGAACAGCAGACCUACCACGCUCUUCAGGAGCCUAGGGAACAGCAGACCUACCACGCUCUUCAGGAGCCCAGGGAACAGCAGACCUACCACGCUCUUCAGGAGUCUAGGGAACAGCAGACCUACCACGCUCUUCAGGAGUCUAGGGAACAGCAGACCUACCACGCUCUUCAGGAGCCCAGGGAACAGCAGACCUACCACGCUCUUCAGGAGUCUAGGGAACAGCAGACCUACCACGCUCUUCAGGAGUCUAGGGAACAGCAGACCUACCACGCUCUUCAGGA